CAGUGACAAGACCUAAGCCAUCCCUGGAUGCACAGAGGACUUUGCUAGAUUAACAGAGGCAAGAAAAAUGACAACCCCAACAGACUGGCUCAAGAAUGAGGAAGCGGCCCUCUUCACCACAUCUUACGAGUAUAUCUCAAUACUGUGUGAGAAAAUCAAAAUCCAACAGCUGGGGGCUCAGAUGCUGCCGCCACUGUAUGCCCUGGUGUUCGGGGUUGGCCUGGUGGGCAACGUGAUGGUGCUGCUGAUCCUCACAAAAUACAAAUGCCUCCGGAUUCUGCCCAACAUCUACUUGCUCAAUUUGGCACUUUCUGACUUGCUCUUUCUGUUGACCCUGCCAUUCUGGAUUCACUACGCCAAGUGGACCAACUGGGUUUUUGGCCACAGCAUGUGUAAGUUGCUCUCGGGCCUUUAUUACCUAGGCUUGUACGGGGAGAGUUUUUUCAUCAUCCUGCUGACCAUAGACCGGUACGUGGCCAUCGUCCAUGCCGUGUUUGCCCUGCGGAUCCGGACCGUCACUUUUGGGAUCAUCAGCAGUGUCCUCACCUGGGUCUUGGUAGGGCUAGCAGUGAUCCCUGAGAUUAUCUUCCAUAAGUCCCAAGAGACGUCUAGGAACUCGUACUGUAGUUCAUUUUACCCGGAGAAUGAAGAAGACACCUGGAAACGUUUUCAGGUUGUGAGAAUGAAUGUUUUGUGUCUCGUUCUGCCUCUGCUCGUGAUGGCCAUCUGCUACACUGGAAUCAUUAAAACGCUGAUGAGAUGCCCCAGUAAAAAGAAGUACAGGGCCAUCCGGCUCAUUUUUGUCAUCAUGGUGAUCUUUUUCCUUUUCUGGACGCCCUACAACCUGGUUCUCCUUAUUUCCACUUUUCAAACCAUCUUCUUCGAGAGCAGCUGUGAGCGGAACAAACAGCUGGACGUGGCCCUGCAGGUGACGGAGGUGAUCGCCUUCACGCACUGCUGUGUCAACCCUGUGAUCUACGCCUUUGUCAGCGAGAAGUUCCGGGAGCACCUUAGCCAUUUCUUUCACACGCACGUGGCCCUGCACCUGGGCAAACAUAUCCCCUUUCUUCCUAGCGAGAAACCGGAGAGGGGCAGCUCUGCGUCCCCAUCAACGUGGGAGCAGGAACUCUCUGCUGUGUUUUAGGUCAGAUGCAGAAAAUCGCCUUAAGGAAAUGCGCUGAGCAGAUGAAGCAAACACGUUAAGCCAAUUACAUUGACCUCUACUCCAGUCCUUUGAACUUCUGGUGCAAGCCCGAAGGUCUUGAAGAUGUGAAAACACAUACACGAUGGUGGCUGUACAUCUAUGUACCCCAAAGUCAUUACCGGAGGUCAACGGCUGGGCACUUUACUUAUCAUCGACCCUGAAAAGCAGAGCUUUGCUUGAUUCUCUGAAGUUACAUACA
Molecule: messenger RNA, 1403 nt
Organism: Pteropus alecto (black flying fox)
Lineage: Eukaryota; Metazoa; Chordata; Mammalia; Chiroptera; Pteropodidae
Gene: CCR3
Product: C-C motif chemokine receptor 3
Exons: 2
Coding region: 68-1144 (358 amino acids)
Biological process (GO): immune response; inflammatory response; G protein-coupled receptor signaling pathway
Cellular component (GO): membrane; cytoplasm
Molecular function (GO): C-C chemokine receptor activity
Source: RefSeq, a predicted model, not a curated record